This is a messenger RNA of Juglans regia (Persian walnut), 3039 nucleotides long. RefSeq lists its product as uncharacterized. The transcript has a single exon. The coding region runs from base 1 to 3039 and encodes 1012 amino acids. NCBI's taxonomy places the organism in Eukaryota, Viridiplantae, Streptophyta, Magnoliopsida, Fagales, Juglandaceae. Gene Ontology annotation, molecular function: nucleic acid binding; RNA-DNA hybrid ribonuclease activity. The record is from RefSeq and is a predicted model, not a curated record.
AUGUCGACUACUAUUAAACGUCGGAAAAAUGAGAUCCAUUGCUUGAAGAAUGAAUCCAACCAAUGGGAUUCCAAUCCUCAGAAUAUUCAGUCCAUGUUUCUCAAUCAUUUCCACAGAAUAUUUCGGUCCUCUAAUCCAAGUUUUCCAGCAAAUCUUGACAACCUCUUCUCUACAAUUAUCACAGCCCAGGAUAAUGAAUUUCUUUGUCAAAUUCCAUCAGAAGAGGAAAUUCUAAGCAUCAUCAAGCAAAUACCUUCUUCCAAGGCCCCUGGUCCAGAUGGGUUCACGGGAUUUUUCUACAAAACAUAUUGGGAAAUUGUCAAAACUGAUUUGAUUCAAGCCAUACAGAGCUUCUUCAUACAUGGCAAGUUGCUUAAAGAGAUGAAUCAUACACAUAUUGUCCUCAUUCCCAAGAAUAGCUCUCCUAACACAGUUCAUCAAUACAGACCCAUUAGCCUUUCAAAUGUAAGUUAUAAAAUCAUAGCCAAGCUUCUGGCUAAUCGUUUAAAGGGGGUCAUGCACAAGUUUAUUUCUCCAAAUCAAUCAGCUUUUCUCCCAGGAAAAAUAAUUCAAGAAAACAUCAUCCUUGCUCAAGAAGUUUUUCAUGUUAUGAGGAGAAAGCAAGGGAGAAAAGGUCUUAUGGCAAUUAAAAUAUAUAUGGAAAAAGCAUUUGAUUUUAUGGAGUGGUCUUUUAUCCUCAAUAUCUUCAAAUGUCUGGGUUUCAAUACUAUUUGGAUUCAAUGGAUCAAGGAGUGUAUUACUACAGUCUCAUACUCGAUAGUCAUCAAUGGAAGCCCCCAUGGAUUUUUUCAGCCUUCAAGAGGUCUCAGGCAGGGGGACCCUCUUUCCCCUUUUCUCUUUAUAUUAGGUUCAGAAGCUCUCUCUAGGAUGUUACUAAGACAAGAACAAACUAAAUCUAUCAAAGGCAUAAGUAUCAGCAGAAAUGGACCAUCUCUCUCGCACUUGUUAUUUACUGAUGAUUUAAUCCUCUUUGGUUCUGCCAACAGCAACACUGCAUCAGUCUUUGAAAGAACACUAACUACCUAUUGUCAGUGGUCAGGACAAAAAAUCAAUAACUCAAAGUCUUCCAUUCAGUUCAGCAACAACAGUAGACAAGCAACCAAAUCAGCUAUCAGGCAUAUCCUUCAAUUCAAGACCUCCUCUUCAAAGAUAAAAUAUCUAGGAGUACCUCUCAACUCUGGUAGCCCAAUGAAAUCACACCUUAAUGAUAUCUUGGUUAAAAUUCAAGACAAACUUGCAGGAUGGAAAUCAAAACUUCUUUCUCAAGCUGGAAGAACCACACUUAUCAGAACUGUUGCAAGUACAAUACCUUCUUAUACUAUGGCUACAACUCUGUUACCUGUUAACAUGGCAAAAAAAUUCGACCGUUCUUUGAUGCGAUUUUGGUGGGGCUUUGAUAUUCAUCAACAACAUAAAUAUACUCCAAAGGCUUGGUCUUCUAUUUGCAAGCCCAAAUCAUUAGGUGGAUUAGGAAUCAGACUCACAUCCCAAUUCAACAAAGCCCUUAUGGGUAAAUUAGUCUGGCAUCUUAUUAGUAAUGAUUCAAGUAUAUGGAAGACAGCUAUCUUGAACAAAUAUAUGUCAACAAGUGAUUGGGUGAAUGUUAAGGCCAAAUAUUCAGAUUCAAGAUUUUGGAAAUGUAUAGUCAAGCUGAAUGAUUUCAUUUUGUCAAGUGUAUCCAUUCAGAUUAACAAUGGAACUGCUACGCGUGUGUGGUCGGAUCCUUGGCUCCCUUCUCUACAUCCUCCAAUUCCUUCACCACAAAUUCCAGGUACAUAUCACUAUCCAGACCUUAGAGUUGCUGAAUUAACACUUGAAAAUCCCAGAAGAUGGAACAUGCUUCUUUUGAACACCUUAUUCUCUUCUAAAACAAUUGCUGCAAUACAAAGAAUUCGUCUUUCUCAAUAUCAAUUCCAUAAUAUCCAUGACCAGCCCAAAUGGAAACAUCAUUCUUCAGGCAAAUAUAGUGUAAAGUCUGCUUAUGCAGCUUUCAUUCUUCACACAAACACAACUGAACCUGAUAUCAUUUGGAAGAAAUUGUGGGCUGUCAAAUUGCAAGAUCGUUUGAAGCUUUUUCUAUGGAAAGUCUAUAAUGAUAUCCUUCCCACUCAACUCUCUCUUAGUCACUGUCUCCCAAUCGCUGACAAUCAAAUUUAUUGUUCACUUUGUCAUAUGGAAAAUGAAUCUCUGGAUCAUCUUUUUCUCAAUUGCAUUUACUCUAGAGUUUUGUGGAGAAAUGCUCCUUGGCCAUUAGACAUAACUUGUUUCGCACAAGCAGGCAUAAGGAAUUGGAUUAAUAUUAUUCUAAAUCCUUCAGACAAGCUACAGAUUUCUGUUUCUGAAGUGCAUAACUUUCAGCUUUUCUCUACAUUAGCUAUGGAUACUUUAUGGUUUAUCAGGAAUCAGACUAUACAUAAUGUUGCAAACCAUACAAUCCACUACUUCAUCACAAAAACGAUGGAAUUAUACAAAGAACAUGCCAAGGCUUGGGAGAUGAAAUCAACUGAAACACAUCAUAAUUGGCGUCCACCUGAAUCUGAGGAUACCUUUUCUAUCACCUUUGAUGUAGCAGUUCGAAACAAUAGUAGUACCUCACUGGCAGUAUGCAGAAAUCACCAGGGAAUCUUCCAAUUUAUUGUUGCACAAAACAAUCGGUAUGUGGAUCCAAAUCUUGGGGAAGCAACGGCUGCCUUCAUAGGUGUUCAAGAGGCAUAUACAAGACAGAUUGCAAAAAUUGUUCUACAAGGAGACUCUCUAAAUACCAUUCGAUCUAUCAAUAAUCCACAUCAGGCAAUCAAUUGGGAAACAGAAGGUGUAGCUCGUGACACUAGAUUUCUACUACAGGAUUUUCAAGAAUGGAAAGCUGUAAAAAUACAUCGAUCUCAAAAUCGAUGCGCGCAUUCCAUUGCGCAAUGGGCUCAUUCCAACUUAGAGUUUGGAAACAUCCCACUUAUUAAAGUCCCUACAUGUUUGCUGGAAUUUCCAAGUGGGAAAGACCCACCUUCUGUAAUAUAUUAG